CACCACCACACUCUCUCCAACUUUCUUUCCUCUUCACUCUCUUUCUCUCCAUCCAAACGCCCAAGCUCCUCCUUUUAUCAACUAUCAAUCUUCCAGGGAAAAAGAAAAAAUUAAACAUGGAGGAUAUACAGCCGUUAGACGCUCAGUUAAACGGCGUCGUAGCUCCUCUCGCGGUGACUUCGUCGGAGACCGUUGCAGUUGGUCCAAAACGCCAGAGACGUCCCAGCGUCCGUUUAGGCGAUAUCGGCGGAGACCUAUCCUACGAUUCUCUUGCCCGAAGACCCUCCUCCUCUUCCGCCGCCACCAAGCAAUGGAAACACCUCUCAGCCGCCGCCGCCGGUACGAAAUCAUCCAAGACUCGCGUCCUCACCAAUCUCACCACUGACUUCAGUGAACCCCUCGAUGAUGAAACAGAAGCUAACAACAAUAACAGGAAUUUAGAUGGUGCUGCAAUCGGUAGCUGGAGAGUCAAAGAUUUCAACAAGCGGAGCUACGCCACUAAACGGGUCCGCUCGAAUUGGGUCCCCCAAACCAACGACUCCGACGGUGGAAACAUCAACGCCAACGGUAGCAAUAACAACACUAACAUCAAUAAUUUGGAAACAGAAGAAGAUAACGAUGAUUUCGACAUGGACAACUCGGAAAGUCCCAUGAAAGAGCAUAGUCCAGUUCAUUCUUUGGAUAACUUGGGUGGCCAUGGCAAUGAAAGGGAAGUCAUUUUUCAUGGGAGGUGUGAGGAAGAUGCGGUUAGGAUAUGGUUGAAUAGUUUGGGUUUAGGAAGGUAUGCCCCGGUUUUCGAGAUCCAUGAAGUGGAUGAUCAGGUUCUGCCACUGUUGACAUUGGAAGAUUUGAAAGAUAUGGGGAUAAAUGCAGUUGGUUCAAGAAGGAAAAUGUUUUGUGCAAUCCAGAAGCUUGGUGAAGGCUUUUCCUAACAUAUUUUAAAAUGAGCUUUAGUGUUUUUGAAAGGAGAAGCCAUGGCAAUGUAAGAGCUUAAGCCUUAUGUUUUACCCUUCUUUUCUUUUUGUUGUAGAAAACUAGGAGAAUCAAAUCAGUAGGGGUUUUUUGUUUGCAAUGUAAGAGCUUUUGUUAAGGUAGUGCUAAGCUAACUAUUGUAGAGAACUUCAAUGGGAGAAUAUAAGCUUUUAUUUUGGUUAAAGUGAUUUACAAAAUAAGACA
Hibiscus syriacus is the source of this 1176-nucleotide messenger RNA. RefSeq lists its product as uncharacterized. Gene Ontology annotation, molecular function: protein binding. The record is from RefSeq and is a predicted model, not a curated record. NCBI's taxonomy places the organism in Eukaryota, Viridiplantae, Streptophyta, Magnoliopsida, Malvales, Malvaceae. The transcript has a single exon. The coding region runs from base 117 to 932 and encodes 271 amino acids.